Messenger RNA from Daphnia pulicaria, 564 nucleotides. Its product is annotated as E3 ubiquitin-protein ligase RNF103-like. NCBI's taxonomy places the organism in Eukaryota, Metazoa, Arthropoda, Branchiopoda, Diplostraca, Daphniidae. The record is from RefSeq and is a predicted model, not a curated record. Bases 1 to 564 code for a protein of 187 amino acids. Gene Ontology annotation, cellular component: endoplasmic reticulum. Gene Ontology annotation, biological process: protein ubiquitination. The transcript has a single exon. Gene Ontology annotation, molecular function: ubiquitin-protein transferase activity.
AUGCAGCAAAUGUGGAUGUCCUACAUGUUGUUGGCAUUGGCCUUUUUCGUUUACAACCUUGCAGUAAGCUGGAUCGUCCACCGACUGAAAAGCCGAAAUGAUAACCACACUACCACUAACGUUACCAAUGGCACCACAAAUGUCCCAAGAAGAAUAUUAUCUCGAUGGUCGCUACUGAUCGACUGUCUUUUUCGACCCCUGUUCUCUGACCCAGCACACAGUCUACAGGAUUUAGAACUUGACGAAAGUGUUGAACCAUUCCUUGAACGCCUUGCAUUACCUAGUUUGUGGCUGACGCCCACCGUGCCAACGGAUUACCUGAAAUUCCUCCCUGUUUGGCGAUUUGAAGGCGGCAGUGCUGAAGAGCCGCCGACCAUGAACUGGAUCCCAGAUGCGGAUUGCGCUAUUUGCUUGGACAAAUACCGCGUCGCUGUUGACGUUUGCGGUCUACCGUGCGGUCAUCAGUUUCAUCGUAAUUGUAUCAUGGUCUGGCUGCAGCGAGACAAUCAUCAUUGUCCAACUUGCAGAUGGCCAGCUUAUCAAAACAAAAGUUUUUCUAUUUAA